UUUGAAAAUGGCCAACCCAAGGACGAAGAAAGAAUAACCUUAAAAUUAUCUUGAUUUUCAAGGCCACAUUGCAUUUGUAUAAUCUUUGAUGAGUUCACGAUAUUGAAGUGACGACAGAAAUUAUCUGCUUUUACAUGAAUGUUCUUUCUAUUGCUUGUAGUCGUGUUCUAUGAACUGCAAUUUCCAGAAUUAAUGCACGUCAUAGGUUAACAUAUUUUAUCAUUGCCGCGUGUGAAAAUAUUUUAAUGAUACAGUAAAUUUACAACAAAAAUCAUGAGUGGACCACAUCAAAAUGGUAUUACAAGAAUCCCGGAGUCUAUAAACUUUCCUAAAGAAGAAGAAAAUAUUUUAGAACUAUGGAAAAAUAUUGACGCUUUUAAAAAUUGCUUAAGGCAGUCCAAAGGAAAACCGAGGUAUUCAUUUUAUGAUGGACCUCCAUUUGCUACUGGUUUACCGCAUUAUGGCCAUAUAUUGGCUGGUACAAUUAAAGAUGUUGUGACACGAUAUGCGCAUCAACAAGGAUUUCAUGUUGAACGAAGAUUUGGUUGGGAUACCCAUGGUCUGCCUGUUGAAUUUGAAAUUGAUAGAGCUUUAGGCAUUAAAGGACCAGACGAUGUGGCCAAAAUGGGAAUUGCAAAUUAUAAUGCAGAAUGUAGGAAAAUUGUUUCUAGAUAUGCCAAAGAUUGGGAAGUUAUUGUAGGACGUAUGGGAAGAUGGAUAGAUUUCAAAAAUGAUUACAAAACCAUGUAUCCAUGGUAUAUGGAAACAAUUUGGUGGGUCUUUAAGGAGCUUUAUAAUAAAGGACUUAUUUAUCAAGGUGUCAAGGUAAUGCCCUUCUCGACUGCUUGCAAUACACCAUUGUCCAAUUUUGAAUCUGGACAAAAUUAUAAAGAAGUAGUGGAUCCAGCAGUUGUAGUAAGUUUUCCAGUUGAAGGAGGAAUGUCUCUUCUAGCUUGGACUACUACUCCUUGGACUUUACCAAGCAAUCUUGCUUGUUGUGUGAAUCCUACACUAACCUACAUUAAAAUUAAAGACAAAGCAACAGGAAAUGUUUAUGUGCUGAUGGAAUGUCGACUUGAGGCUAUAUUUAAACAAACAGACCAAUAUGAAAUCUUAGAAAAAUUUCUGGGUUCUAAAUUACAAGGAUUAUCUUACACCCCUCUCUUUCCAUAUUUCAAUCACUUAGCUGAGAAAGGAGCAUUCCGAGUUUUAGCUGACUCUUAUGUUACUGAAGAUUCUGGUACAGGAAUUGUACAUCAGGCACCAUACUUUGGUGAAGACGAUUACAGAGUUUGUUUAGCUGCAGGAGUUAUAACUAGAGACCAGGAAAUUGUCUGUCCUGUUGAUGCAAGUGGAAAGUUUGUAGACCCAGUAGUAGAUUUCAAAGACAUGUAUGUAAAAGAUGCUGAUAAACACAUAAUAAACUAUUUGAAAAAAUCUGGAAGAUUGGUUCAAGCUGGCCAAACAAAACACAGUUACCCAUUCUGUUGGAGAUCUGACACACCACUCAUAUACAAAGCAGUUCCUUCAUGGUUUGUGAGAGUGCAGCAUAUGACCAGAGAACUUUUGGAGUGCAGUGCUCAAACUUAUUGGGUUCCUGACUUUGUAAAAGAAAAACGUUUUGGUAAUUGGCUAAGAGAUGCACGUGACUGGGCCAUCAGUCGUAACAGAUACUGGGGUACUCCAAUUCCUUUGUGGGUCUCUGAUGAUGGUGAAGAAAUGGUCUGCAUAGGAAGUAUUGAAGAACUACAAAGAUUAACAGGUGCAACUGUAACAGAUUUGCAUAGAGAAAGUAUUGAUCACUUAGAAAUUCCUUCCAACAGACCAGGAAAGGGACCUUUGAAACGUAUACCAGAAGUUUUUGAUUGCUGGUUUGAGUCUGGAUCUAUGCCAUAUGCACAACAGCAUUAUCCAUUUGAAAAUAGAAAAGUGUUUGAAGAUUGUUUUCCUGCUGACUUCAUUGCUGAAGGAAUUGAUCAAACUAGAGGAUGGUUUUAUACUUUGCUUGUCAUCUCUACAGCCCUAUUUCGUAAGCCACCUUACCUAAAUUUAAUUGCUAAUGGAUUAGUUUUAGCUUCUGAUGGACAAAAGAUGUCAAAAAGGAAGAAGAACUAUCCUGAUCCCAUGGAAGUAGUUAACAAAUAUGGAGCUGAUGCUCUACGAUUAUAUCUGAUUAAUUCACCUGUUGUACGUGCAGAAAAUUUGAGAUUCAAGGAAGAAGGUGUAAGAGAUGUUAUCAAAGAUGUAUUUUUGCCAUGGUAUAAUGCAUUUAGAUUUCUAAUGCAAAAUGUUGAUCGAAUUGUACAGGAAGAUGGAGUUAACUAUCUUUAUGAUGAUAAAAAUUUGACUUCUGUCAAUAAAGAUAGCAAUAUAAUGGAUUGUUGGAUUUUGUCAUUCACAGAAUCUUUAUUGAAAUUUGUUAAGAAAGAAAUGACCGCAUAUAGAUUGUAUACCGUCGUUCCUAGGCUCACAAAGUUUAUUGAUCAUUUAACAAAUUGGUAUGUGAGAAUGAAUAGAAAAAGAUUGAAGGGUGAGGGUGGUGUAAAAGAUUGUACUGAUGCUUUAAAUACCUUAUUUAGUGUUCUAUUGACCAUGAUAAAUAUGAUGGCUCCAUUCACGCCAUUCUUAUCAGAAUUCAUGUACCAGCACCUUUCAAAGUUAUCCACAUUGCAGCAACAUGAAAGUGUUCAUUAUUUGAUGCUCAGAGAACCUAAUGAUAAACUGAUUCAGAUUAAUGUAGAACGUGCAGUAUCAAGAAUGCAGGCUGUUAUAGAACUAGGAAGAGUUUUGCGAGAUCGCAAAACUAUUCCAGUAAAAUAUCCUCUGCCAGAACUUAUUGUUAUUCAUCAGAAUCCUGAGUACCUGGCUGAUGUUAAAUCACUAGAAACAUAUGUUCUUGAUGAACUGAAUAUUAAGAAAAUUACAUUGAGCACAGAUAAAGAGAAAUAUGGUGUUUCAUUAAGAGCUGAACCCGAUCAUAAAACAUUAGGAGCUCGUCUCAAGAAUGACUUUAAAGCAGUUACACAGGCCAUAAAAUCAUUAACUGAUUCACAGCUUCAAGAGUUUGCCAAAAAGGGAUCUAUGACCUUACUAGGUCAUGAAUUGGAGCUAAAUGAAGUAAGACUUAUUAUUAACAUUUCUUCUGCAGCUUCAACCAGUGACAAAUUUGAAGCUCAUAGUGAUAAUGAUGUUUUGAUAUUACUGGAUGUCACUCCUGAUGAUGCUAUGCUAGAUGAAGGCAUUGCUCGAGAAAUUAUUAAUAGAAUUCAAAAAUUGCGCAAAAAGGCCCACUUAGUACCUACGGAUGAAGUAGAUGUUUAUUUUGCCAUUGAUGAUAUAAACAGUGCUUUACAAAGAAUUGCCAUAUCUCAUAAGAGUUUCAUUGAGAAUACAACAAAAACACCAUUUAUUUCACUAAAGGAACUUGAUUCUAGUAAAACCAUUAUUAUAAAGGAUGUACAAGAUUUGAAGGGAACCAAAUUGACAUUGGUUAUUACAAAACGAGUUGACACUUGUAGUAAACCAGUUGUUCCAUGGGUUAAUGUUCAUUUGGAUAAAAUAAAACCAAGAUAUGGCUUACCAGAAAAUGCAGCUGAUGGGCUAAUUUUAUUAGAAAGUAGUAAAGGUCAACAACUUACACUGGAUUCAUUAAGAGAACAAGUAAUAAGAUUAUUUGGACUUCAUGGCUUACAAUUCAAGCUUUGGCUUUCAGAGGACAAGGAAUUAUCAGACACGGAUAUGAAAGAUCUGAAUACCAAAACUAUAAUUGCUUCAACUGAUAAACCAAGCUCAUUUAUUAGUAAUCCAUCACCAGUUUGCCCCACAGUAAAUAUAACAUCAAAACAAAAGGAAGCUACAGUAAUUUUGCAAAAUCCUAAUGGAGUAUCAACUUUUAAUGAUCUUCAACUUCAAACUCACGUGGCUAAUAUUUUCCAAGUUGAUAGUAGUAAAAUUAAAAUAACUCAUACCCAUGAAACUUCAGUAACUAUUCUCUCUUGAUUUCAGUAUUAAAAUAUAAUAACAAAAAGUGAUAAUGUAAUUUUGUUCAUGAGUUUUUGCUGAAAUGAUCUGAAUAUAUACCUGUUUUCAAAUUACCAAACAUUGAAAAGUUAAAAAUAAAAAAUAUUUAUUACUUUAAUUUAUUUUAGCAUAUGAACAAUUCAUAUUGUUAACUAAUAAUAAAU
Ctenocephalides felis (cat flea) is the source of this 4184-nucleotide messenger RNA. RefSeq names its product isoleucine--tRNA ligase, cytoplasmic (gene IleRS). Gene Ontology annotation, biological process: isoleucyl-tRNA aminoacylation. Gene Ontology annotation, molecular function: isoleucine-tRNA ligase activity; tRNA binding; aminoacyl-tRNA deacylase activity. Bases 274 to 3999 code for a protein of 1241 amino acids. Lineage: Eukaryota; Metazoa; Arthropoda; Insecta; Siphonaptera; Pulicidae. The transcript has 4 exons. The record is from RefSeq and is a predicted model, not a curated record.